This is a messenger RNA of Coregonus clupeaformis (lake whitefish), 2223 nucleotides long. RefSeq names its product nucleoporin SEH1. The transcript is spliced from 8 exons. The coding region runs from base 96 to 1169 and encodes 357 amino acids. Gene Ontology annotation, molecular function: protein binding; structural molecule activity. The record is from RefSeq and is a predicted model, not a curated record. NCBI's taxonomy places the organism in Eukaryota, Metazoa, Chordata, Actinopteri, Salmoniformes, Salmonidae. Gene Ontology annotation, cellular component: Seh1-associated complex; nuclear pore outer ring. Gene Ontology annotation, biological process: cellular response to amino acid starvation; positive regulation of TORC1 signaling.
GUGUGUGAACUCUUGCUAGCUACUGGCGCCAAGACCGGGAGCCGCAUGACAGCAGCGUCCAUUCUGAGGAAAGAAAACGGAGCUACUAAAUAAACAUGUUUGUGGCUCGUAGCAUUGCAGCGGAUCACAAAGAUCUAAUCCACGAUGUUUCCUAUGAUUUUCACGGCCGGAGAAUGGCAACUUGUUCAAGUGACCAAAGUGUCAAGGUUUGGGACAAGAGUGAAAGUGGGGAGUGGCACUGCACUGCCAGCUGGAAGACACACAGCGGGUCCGUGUGGAGGGUGACAUGGGCCCACCCUGAGUUUGGACAGGUGCUGGCCUCCUGCUCCUUUGACCGAACAGCUGCCGUGUGGGAGGAGAUCGUUGGGGAGUCAAACGACAAACAGAGGGGGCAGAGCCACUGGAUAAAGAGGACGACUCUGGUGGACAGCAGGACGUCGGUGACGGAUGUGAAGUUUGCUCCUAAACACAUGGGUCUGAUGCUGACGACGUGCUCAGCAGACGGGGUGGUGAGGAUCUACGAGGCUCCAGACGUGAUGAACCUCAGCCAGUGGUCCCUGCAGCACGAGAUCUCCUGCAAACUCAGCUGCUCCUGUAUCUCCUGGAACCCCUCCAGCUCUCGUGCCCACCCGCCCAUGAUAGCAGUGGGAAGUGAUGACAGUAACGUGAUGUACGGUGGGAAGGUUCAGAUCUACGAGUACAACGAAAACACUAGGAAAUAUGCCAAAGCUGAGACGUUGAUGACGGUGACUGACGCGGUGCAUGACAUAGCCUUCGCCCCUAACCUGGGGCGGUCCUUCCACGUGCUCGCCAUAGCAACCAAAGACGUUCGGAUCUUUAAGUUGGUCCCUUUGCGGAAGGAGAGCAGCUCAACAGGCCCUACUAAGUUUGAGGUUCAGAUCGUGGCCCAGUUUGACAACCACAACUCCCAGGUGUGGAGAGUCUCCUGGAACAUCACGAGCACCCUGCUGGCCUCCUCAGGAGACGACGGCUGUGUCAGGCUCUGGAAAGCCAACUAUAUGGACAACUGGAAGUGUACAGGCAUCCUGAAGGGAGACGGUAGUCCUGUCAACGGGUCGUCAGGACAACCCAGUGCCAUGAAUACCGUGGUGGGGUCGACUGUCCAGACCUCCCAGAGUGCACUGAACGGCUCUGCUGCAGGAAGGUAGGAGGCUACGCCCACUGUCGGAGCUGACGACUGACUGCCUCACUGCUUUACUCUCUCUGGGCCUGACUGACCCUGCAGCACUGACCCCCUCCCUGGGUCAACUGACCACAACUGGCACCGUGGGCUGCACUCAUUCAAAGAGCUUGGCUUCUGGCAAGGCCCAGCAGGUCAGACCCAGAACAUAGGCCUGCUCUCUGCUAGGCCUGUCUGCUAGUCAUAAAAGGAGUGUUUGGGAUGGGGUUUGCUACAGUUUAAUGUUAGCACAACAGCAGGUUGCUGUUUUAUUGGACACUUUUCUAUUUUUUUUUGGUGAUUGAUUGUUUACACAAUUUUAGGUUGAGGGAACAAGAAUGUUAUUUUGAAGAAUAUAAUUUUUAGAUUAGUUACAAUUACAGAUGUCUGUCAUCGUCACACAAUGUCCCAGAAUGCCCCAGAUAUUGAGUUUAAGCUUUUGUCAUUCCAUGGUCUUCAUACCAGGGCCAAACAUACAAACUUGCUAAAAUUGAAUACUUUACUCUUUUGAUUUAAUAUUCUUAUGACACAAUGUAAAUCAUGUUUGGUGGGCAUAUUGAUAAAAAAAUAAAAUCAUAUUUUCAAUAUUUUUAUUUUUUAUUUUAUUUUGAAACAAAAAGUUGCCAAAGUCUUUGCAUGGUGGAGGAACAACUGGACUAUAAUCUGGUAAUAAUCCCUAUUAACCUGCUGGUAAUCUGUCAUUAAUCUGAAUGAAAUAGUGACUACAGGCCGGUAACCAUACUAGUGCUUUGAUAACACACAAUGUUAAUAUUGCUGAGUUUACAUUCAAUAUUCCACCUUGUACUAUACAUCAACAUUCCUUUCCAGGCGUUAUACUCUCACCUAGUACUGUACGUUGGUUCAUAAUAAAAGUCUAAUAUGCCCUCGCUUGUGGUGACUAUUCUGCCUUAAAAUCCACUCCAUUCUGAAAGGCCUCUGCUAACCUGUUACAUUGUGACUGCAUUGUGCAGCGUAUUGUUUCUGUUUUUAAUAAUGACAACUUUUUCUGUACUGUCAAUCUUGAUAAAUGCAUCUUAUUGUGA